Molecule: messenger RNA, 393 nt
Organism: Microthlaspi erraticum
Lineage: Eukaryota; Viridiplantae; Streptophyta; Magnoliopsida; Brassicales; Brassicaceae
Source: the annotation of a GenBank genome assembly
AUGGCUUUCUCCUCUUCUUCGAUGUUUGUUGUACAACUAACUGGUUCUGCUUUCUCUCCUUCUAUCAAGGACAAGUUAGAGAACAACGAAGAAGGGGUGCCCACUGGACUUGGUAUAAGGUUUGUAUUACCAGAUUUAGAUGAUGGUGUCGUACCAUUGGGCUUAAAGCUUAGUGGAGGUUUGACAAUUUCAAGCUUUGGCCUCAUACAUUGCCUUCUCUCAUGGAGCUUAGAGGUCGGCCUCUUUUGUGUUGGGAUUUUUAUCACUGUUGCCUCUGGUACUGCUGCAGCGUUGUUCUCUGAUGGACCAGUCAAGCGCUGCACGAUCUCUCUGAAAGUGUUGGUGUCAGUUUGGACAAAUGUAGUGACGGGCUUGCAAGUAGCAACGUUCUGA